AUGUUUAAGUCAACAUUACAGAACAAGAUUUGGAACAACGAGAAAACCAAGGAAGCUGAGGCUGAAGCUGAAAGAAGUAAAAUCCAAGAAGAGGAGUUAUUCGACACUAAGGUAGAUCGCCAGACCUCGGUAACGUCUGAAUCAUCCUUAUCCCAAGAUAACUCCUCGGUUGAUGUUGGUCAUACCCAAAGAAAACUUUACAAUAGACAUUUGCAGUUAAUCGCUAUUGGUGGUAGUAUUGGUACUGGUCUUUUUGUCACUAUUGGUACCACUGGGUUGACAGUAGGGGGACCUUUAGGUCUUCUUCUUUCGUAUUGUCUUUCCACUUUGCUCACAUUAUUACUUACUUCGGCUGUUGGGGAGAUGGUUUCUUAUAUGCCGGUUGACUCCCCGUUUUUGAACAUGGCCGGCCGUGUUAUUGAUCCUGCAUUCGAAGCAGCCGCAUCUGUCAAUUUCUGGGUGAUGCAAAGUUUAUAUAUCCCAUUCGAAAUCACAGCUGUCAACGGUAUGAUUCAUUUUUGGCGUGAAGAUUAUUCUCCAGCAAUCACUUUUUGUAUCCAAAUUGCCAUCUAUGCUGCUAUCAACUUGUAUGCUGUACGUAUAUUUGGUGAAUGUGAAUUCUGGUUUUCAUUGGCUAAAUUAAUACUUUGUGUUGGAUUGUUGUUUUUCACUUUGAUCACAAUGUGCGGCGGUAACCCUAAACACGACGCCUUUGGUUUCCGUAACUGGCAUGCGGCUGGUGGCCCCAUAGCCACGUUAUAUACCACUGGGUCAUUAGGAAGAUUCCAAGGAUUCCUUGGUUCCUUUAGAUGGAGUUCAUCCUUCACAUGUGUGGGGUCAGAAUAUCUUGGUAUGACUGCUGGUGAAUGUAUCAACCCUCGUCACAACUUACCUAUUGCAUUCAGAACCGUGUUGUAUAGAUUGGUUUUGUUUUACAUUGGUGGUGCCUUAUCUGUUUCCAUUUUAGUUGCCUAUAAUGAUCCAAGAUACCUUGAAUUAACCUCAGACACAUCCAAUGCUGCUUCUUCACCAUAUGUUGUGGCUAUGCAGAACUUGGGGAUUAAGGUAUUGCCACACAUUGUCAACGCUGUUAUUCUUACAUCAGCAUUCUCAGCAGGGUGCCUGUACACCUAUACUUCUUCGCGUUGUUUGUAUAAUUUGGCCAAGAAAGGUUUUGUCCCCAGAUUAUUUAAGAAAUGUUCUAGUCACGGGGUUCCUAUCUUUUGUGUUGGUCUUUCCAUUUGUUUCUCAUUAUUAUCAUUGAUGCAAUUAGGAGAUUCUGGUAGUAAAGUUUUAAACUAUAUGGUCAACUUGUGUACUGGUGCUCAAAUCUUGAAUUAUGCAUUUAUGUCAAUCACUUAUAUUGGGUUCUACCAUGCAUGUAAGGCUCAGAACAUUGACCGUCAUGAGUUUACUUACAGAGCUUGGUUCCAACCAUAUUCCAUUUACUUUGUUUGUUUUAUGUAUUGCUGUCUUGUCGGGAUUUUAGGUUACGAUGUGUUCAUGCCUGGAAAAUGGUCGGUUGACACAUUCUUAUACAACUAUAUCAUGGUGUUUGUUUCAUUAGCAGUUUUCAUUGCUUGGAAACUUUUCAAAAGAACAAAAUUCAUUAGACCAAUUGAUGCUGAUCUAAAAACUGGAUUGGAAGAAAUAGAAAGACACGAAUAUGAAUAUUAUGAACAAUUGGAACAAUCUAGUCACAAGCCAGUUAAUAAAUUCCAGAGUAUUUUACAUUGGAUAUUCUAA
Messenger RNA from Candida dubliniensis CD36, 1746 nucleotides. It is a transcript of the gene AGP2, whose product is annotated as Agp2p. Gene Ontology annotation, molecular function: amino acid transmembrane transporter activity. Lineage: Eukaryota; Fungi; Ascomycota; Pichiomycetes; Serinales; Debaryomycetaceae. Bases 1 to 1746 code for a protein of 581 amino acids. Gene Ontology annotation, biological process: amino acid transmembrane transport. The transcript has a single exon. Gene Ontology annotation, cellular component: membrane. The record is from RefSeq and is a predicted model, not a curated record.